CCAUGCACGCGUUUCCGGCCGGCGCGUCGCGAGACUGAAAAAAGCAACCACUUGGCGGCGCUGUUCAGUUUGACCACAAGAAAACAUGGCGACUCCUUGGCCGAUGCAGAAACGACUUCAGAAUGAACUUCUUCAGCUUCAGCGAGACCCACCUGUAGGUAUUAGUAUCAAUCCCAGCAGUGCAUCCAGUACACUAGCCUCAUGGAGUGUAAAUGUUACUGGGGCCCCUGGCUCUCUGUAUGAUGGAGAACAUUUUCAACUGCAGUUUACUUUUGGAAAGAGAUACCCUUUUGAAUCCCCAGAGGUCAUUUUUAUUGGUAAAAACAUACCAGUGCAUCCGCAUGUUUACAGCAAUGGCCACAUUUGCCUGUCAAUACUGACUGAAGACUGGUCGCCUGCACUGUCAGUUCAGGCCGUCUGUCUAAGCAUAGUCAGUAUGCUAAGUAGCUGCACUGAGAAGAAGCGACCACCAGAUAAUACAUUCUACGUAAAAACAUGCAGUAAGAGCCCUAAGAAAACCAAAUGGUGGUAUCAUGAUGACAAAGUUUGACGCAUUGAGAGGACCCCCAUAGAUACAGCAUGCAUGGAGAUCCAAAAUUCAUCUAAGCCACUCACAAUUUGAGACAAUGAAGAGACAGAAACAAAAUUAGAUUCUUUGGUAAUUGGAAACUAAAGCAGAUUUGAGGGUUUUUUUUCAUUUUUCCCCAUUGUUUUGUUCGUUUUUAGUGCAAUAAACAAUGGAUUUUGUGUAAUCAAAGUACAUGUCAUGAAAUCCAAAUUGUAGGCUGAUGUGGUUUUUACUUUAACUUGAUAGAACUUGUCAUUAAAGUGUUUGGGAGAAGAGUUUUAUUUACCUGUUUUGUGCAGGUGAUUUUUUUCUUUUACAUGGAAGAAACAACGGAAUGACAUGCAAAUCUUUACUAACAUUAAUGCACAUAACUCAGGUCGUUAUAGUCCUGAUGUAAUAUGAAUGUGCAUAAACUUGAACAACUGUUGGCCACAUGUGCAUUGUACAAGGUGUAAGAGUUGAUAUCUUAAACCCUGUGAAUUCCAUACAUGAAAGAUAUCAUCCCAAUGGCAACAGUGGUACAGAUUGCGUAAGUAUUGACAGCUAUUGUCUUAGUGUACCAAGCCUCUACUCUAAGACUUUAUAGAGACAGUAUUCUAUCCUCCACAUACAAGUCAAUUGACUAUUUGCUGCUAUAUACCAUGUUUCUGAUUUUAGAAAACUACUUCAGCACUCAAACCAUCAGUUAAAUUAAAAACCAGUGAAUUUCAGAUUAACCGGAAAUUACUUCAGAAUGAGAACUUGUUCAGUAAAGCAUUGUCAAAACUGAUGUAACAUGUCUGCAGGUUAAAAUAACAUGUCAAUGCCAGGGCACUGUCUGAGGUGAGAUUGCUUUGUCCCUUUCCCCUUCCAAUGUAAAAGGUUUUAAAACAAUGGUAAAUACAUGUAAUUGUUCAGUCCAUGCUGGAGCUGUGUUUCCAUGUAGUUCAAGUAUCUUUUAAAUGACAGGAGAAAAGCACAAGAUGUUUUUCAUUUAUAUUGUUAAGUUGUUAGUCUAAGCAUUUGUUUUUGCAUACAAAUGUAGUUUUUACUUUCCAUUUCUAAUCAUUCUUUCCUUGUUUUAUUUCUCUGAAUUUUUUUUGGGGGGGUGGUUGAAUUAUAAAUUCAGUAUGCCAUUUGUAAACCCUCAUGGCUUGGAAAGUAUCACAGUGUCCUAGAAUUUUGCUUUAUGUAACUGGAAAGUAAUAGUUGCAGUUAAUUCGAUUGGACAAACAUAUAUAGAAGGUUGUAGAACUGUAUAUUUUGUGAAGGAAUGCAGAUAAAUUCUGAUGAUCCAAUCUUGUCAGUAUCUUGAUAUUGUAAAUAUAUGUACAUAUAAACAGAGAUAUACAUGUACACAGAUGAGCUCAUGAAGAAUUCAGUAAAUGUAGAUUUGUCUUGUGCCAUGAUAAUAUAUUGUAUUUCAUAGCUGAUCCAAUAGCCACAAUGCACUACUGGGCCUAAACCGGAUCCAGACCCAAAUUGGGGGGUGAGGUGGCCAAGACAAGUUAGUAACAUCCCAGAUGUACUUCUGCAUUAACCCAUUGCAUCAAUCUCAAUGAAGCAGCUGCACAGAAACAAUUACCUGAACAAAAUGGCUCUGUCCAUGCAGAACAACCUCCAUCUUCACUCUGAUUAAAAAAAAAAUCUUGAUUGUGGGGGGAGGGGGGCAUGCUCCCAUUGGCCUCCUCCCCUGGAUCUGCCCUUGUGAUGGGUUGAACUUCAUUAGCACAUAAUACCUUUCUUCCUGUACAUGUAAGUAGAAGGUUUUGUGGACGUUGUUUUCUUGGCAAAUGUUUAUAAUUGAUGAAUAAGAAGCACAUGGAGAACAGUGCGAAAAGAAACUGAAGUGUUUCCCUCAGCAAGUUGUUGGAAAUAAUUUUAAAAGAAAUGAUACUUUAAAUUACUUUUGCAUGAUUCUUUCAUAAUUCCAUUACUAAUUUUACCGAAAAUGGGUCACUUGGGAGACAUUCUCACAGGAACGUGCACAAAAUUUUUCAAACUUUACCGUCCCAUAAUUCAAUAUUCCCUAAUCCGAGCUUAAGCAAACUUUGCGUGUUUUCCUUUCAGACCCUAAUCUAUCAUCUCUCAAAAUGUGGACAGCCAAAAGUUUCCUCCUUUUGGUAGUUGGAGCAUCAGGGAGACACUGAAAUGUCUCCCUAAUGUUGAAAAAUUUACCACAAAAUGUCUCCUAAGUGACCUAUUUGGGAAUAUUUUAAAUACAACAAAUUACAUUGUGCUCUGUAUUAAUUACAUUCUUUUCAACUGGAGUUGGCUCGAACGGUUACAUUUAUGUACAUGAGAACAUUAUCCAUUUCAUUUUGUGGAUAGGAUUGUGUGAAGUGAAUAUAUUCAAACCAUUUUUUCUUUUAAAUGUCUUUAUUUUCUUAUAAAUCAUGCAUUUUUUAAAUUUUCAGGUUUUUGAGUCACAGAGAAAAUACUUCCAGAUGUCAUGUCAUUGUCAAUGCAUUGUCACAGAUAAUUUCUGAACAUUUAACAAAUGCAACAGAUAUUUGGUUUUACAAAAGCUUUCUGAAGUAUCCUGCCUUCCCCCUCCCCCAGAAAAGCCUCACUCCACUCCAAAUAGCUCCACCAUUAAUCUCAUGCACAACCCCCCCAAAAUGUAUGACUAUGUUAGUUGAAUGUAGUCUGGAUUUGCAGUAGAUUCUAGAAUCACACUGCAAGUAGAGCCACUCGAUGGAAGAAAAAUUGUGAAAUCCAUUACUUUGAUUUGACGGUUGAGCAUUGUGCUAAUAAGUGAUAUGUGCGUAUUGUAAUACGCGGUUUAAAGCCAUGUUUAUUAUAGCUUAGUGUUUUGACACUAAAUUAACUUUUACACUAUUGAGGGUGUUGGUUAUAAUUCAUUUUUCUGUAUCACAUAGAAAAGAAUGCAAUGGAGGUUAAUAGUGUCAGGGAUGUAGCAGCUUAUCUGUUCAGUCUUGUUACUGGAAACUGUAUCAAAUAACAGUGCUGCAGUGUUGAAACUAGGCAUAAUGGGGAAUAAAUCAGAUCUGAGGUUGACAAUGUCAGAUGACUUUCAGUUUACUUCUAACACUGCCCAGUUUUACCAGUUUAGUUUUCAUUACAUUGAGUAGAUCAAGGAUGAGAUCUCCUUGGGGCUGAACAACAAAGAGCUAUAUCUAGAGUCGCACUGGAUGAUUUGCAUUUUAUGUAUUUUGCUCAUCUUGCUGAAUACUGUACUGUAAGGACACACUAUUUUGCAAACAAAAUUGCACACUGUCAACUAUUAAAAGCAUUCAUCUUGAAAUAUGUAUCAACAUCACUACAGCAGGGAACCAUAAAAGCCCAUCUAACACUUAGCAUGUGUAGAUUGUGAUUGUGUGUCAACAAACAGCAUGGUACAUGGAAUAUUUACUGCAUAUUUGUUUGUUGCAGUGUCCUAUUUUAACUUGGAAUAAGAUAUUUAGAAAAGUUUACUGUCUUUUCUUGAUAAUCAUGCGGGUCUUUUCAGUGACAACUGCAGGCCUGAUUCCAACACUAUGAAGCAUUUGAGUAAAAUGCCCGAAUUGAUAUGACUGACAUUGUUAGCCUGGACAGGAAUCCAAAGUAAGUCAAGCUAACUUUGAUACCCAGUUCUUUUUUUAAGAGUAAACAGUAUUCAAGAUAAGACAGAUAGAGGUGAUACAAGAAUAGAAUUGUGAAACUAGAUAAACAAUUCCAUUUUUUGUAUACCAUAGCAUCAUAGGUUAGACUUGGCUCCAGCUACUUUAAGUAAUUCAGCUAUCUGUAUCAAUGUUGCGCAUGUUUGCUGUUAGAUUAUCAAUGUGAAAUACAAAGUAAGUUGAGAUCAUUCUGAUUAAACUUAAUUAAAAUAACUUGUCAA
Acanthaster planci (crown-of-thorns starfish) is the source of this 4391-nucleotide messenger RNA. RefSeq names its product ubiquitin conjugating enzyme E2 W (gene ube2w). Lineage: Eukaryota; Metazoa; Echinodermata; Asteroidea; Valvatida; Acanthasteridae. The record is from RefSeq and is a predicted model, not a curated record.